Lasiosphaeria miniovina is the source of this 492-nucleotide messenger RNA. RefSeq names its product putative scytalone dehydratase. The record is from RefSeq and is a predicted model, not a curated record. The coding region runs from base 1 to 492 and encodes 163 amino acids. Gene Ontology annotation, molecular function: scytalone dehydratase activity. The transcript has 3 exons. Gene Ontology annotation, biological process: melanin metabolic process. Lineage: Eukaryota; Fungi; Ascomycota; Sordariomycetes; Sordariales; Lasiosphaeriaceae.
AUGGCCGAGCCCGCAGAAUCCCCGCCCACCUUCCAAGAUGUCCUGGGCUGCCAGGCCGCCAUCUUCGAAUGGGCCGAGAGCUACGACACCAAGGACUGGGACCGCCUGGCCAAGUGCAUCGCGCCGACGCUGUUUAUUGACUACACGACCGUCAUGGACAAGGUGUGGGAGGACAUGCCGGCGCCCGAGUUCCUGGCCAUGGCGUCGAGCGAGCACUUCCUCGGCAACAAGCGCAUCAAGACGCAGCACCUCAUCGGCGCCGGCCGGUGGGUGCAGACGGGCGCCGACACCAUCACGGGCUACCACCAGAUGCGCGUCGCGCACCAGAAGUACAAGGACGACGGUCUCACCGAGGUCCUCUACAAGGGCCACGCCCACGGCAAGGCGACCGUGCGCUACCGCCGCGUCGCCGGCGUGUGGAAGUUUGCCGGCCUGACCCCGGACAUCCGCUGGGCCGAGCACGACUACGACAAGAUUUUCACUGAGGACUAG